UAUAUAAAGGCCGCAAUUACAAACCGAAGACUCUGCACUCUGAGACAAAGCCAUAACACAAAACAUGGAGUGGACUAGAGGCUUCAUCAUAGGACGUGGGUCAUCGGCCACCGUUUACACCGCCACCUCAUCCCACUCCUCCACCGUGGCGGCCGUCAAGUCGGCGGAGCUAACACUAUCAAAUUCAGAGCAGCUGCAGAGAGAACAGAGGAUUCUGUCUUCUCUGUUUUCUCCUCACAUAGUUACCUACAAAGGCUGCAACAUAACAGAGGACAACAACACCCUUUGGUUCAACCUCUUCAUGGAGUACAUGCCCUUUGGUACUCUCUCUCAGGAAAUUCACCGGCACGGUGGCCGCCUCAGCGAACCGGCCACCGUUUACUACACGCGACAAGUCCUGCAGGGGCUACAGUACUUGCACAAUAAGGGUGUUGUGCAUUGCGAUAUUAAAGGUGGCAACAUUUUGAUUGGUGAAGAUGGGGCCAAGAUUGGGGACUUUGGAUGUGCCAAGUUUGCGAAUGAUUCCUCGGCGGUGAUCGGUGGCACGCCGAUGUUCAUGGCGCCGGAGGUGGCGCGUGGGGAGGAGCAGGGGUACCCUGCUGAUGUGUGGGCACUUGGGUGCACUGUGCUUGAAAUGGCCACUGGUUUUGCACCAUGGCCUAAUGUGGAAGACCCUGUCACAGUGUUGUACCGUGUUGCAUAUUCCGAUGAUGUUCCAGAGAUUCCUUGUUUUCUGUCUGAGGAAGCAAAGGAUUUCUUGGGGAAGUGUUUCAGGAGGAAUCCUAAGGAGAGGUGGAGUUGUGGUCAGCUUCUGAAGCAUCCGCUUCUUGGGGAAUUCAGUUCCAAUGAUAAGAAAAUUCAGGAAUCUAAUUCGUGUUCUCCAACAAGUAUUCUUGAGCAGGGCUUUUGGAAUUCUAUGGAAGAGGCAGAGGUAGAGUGUGUCUCUGCCUCUGCCAAUGUGGUUCAGGUUAAAAGUUUUGAGGAUUCUCCCAGAGGUAGGAUCAGAAGGCUUGCUUCGUGUUCAGGGGAUCCAAUUGGGGAAUUGGACGAUGAAAAUUGGAUCACAGCAAGAGGCAGUGAAACGGGUGCUUCUUCAAGUUGUGAUGGGUUGGAUUUGGAUGUUAAUAGUAGAAUUAGUGGUUAUUUUUGUGAUGAUUAUUAUAAAUGUAGGGAUGUUAGUGUUGUAGUUGAUAGUUUCAAUUUUGAGAGAGGCAAUUCUGAGAAGCUUCUCCCAUUAACAUUGGAUUUUUUAUAAUUCAACUAUUGGAGAACCUUUUUUCUUCCCUUCAGUGUGGAGAAACAUUACA
This is a messenger RNA of Glycine soja, 1307 nucleotides long. RefSeq names its product mitogen-activated protein kinase kinase kinase 18-like. Bases 65 to 1255 code for a protein of 396 amino acids. Gene Ontology annotation, biological process: protein phosphorylation. Gene Ontology annotation, molecular function: ATP binding; protein kinase activity. The transcript has a single exon. NCBI's taxonomy places the organism in Eukaryota, Viridiplantae, Streptophyta, Magnoliopsida, Fabales, Fabaceae. The record is from RefSeq and is a predicted model, not a curated record.